Molecule: messenger RNA, 1518 nt
Organism: Aspergillus versicolor CBS 583.65
Lineage: Eukaryota; Fungi; Ascomycota; Eurotiomycetes; Eurotiales; Aspergillaceae
Exons: 2
Coding region: 1-1518 (505 amino acids)
Biological process (GO): carbohydrate transport; transmembrane transport
Cellular component (GO): membrane
Molecular function (GO): carbohydrate:proton symporter activity
Source: RefSeq, a predicted model, not a curated record
AUGGCCAAACAACAAGCCUCAUUGGUGAAAUACAUCAACGCCAUCAAGCAAUCGCCGCGGGAGAUAUACAACCGCCACCUCUUUAUCUCCGUCGUUGCAUUUGCCCUAGGUGGUUGUGCUAAGGGCUGGGAUGAAGGCUCGGCUGCUUCCAUCACAGAACUCCCCUCGUUCCAGAACACAUACCAGAUCGAUGACAACACGGUUUCAAACCUCGUUUCUUUUGUCAACCUCGGGGCUGGAGUAGGAGCUCUGCUCUCCUUCCUGGUAAACGACUGGUUCGGCCGUCUUUGGUCCCUGCGACUGUACCAGGCUCUCUACAUUAUCGGCUCUCUGAUCUCAUGCUUUGCAUACGGCCAUGUCGGCGUGCUCUAUGUCGGUCGUAUCGUUGCAGGGCUAGGGAUUGGUGCUCUAUCAGUUGUCGGUCCAAUGGCCAUCUCGGAGAUUGCACCCAAGACUAUCCGUGGACUGAUGACUCUCUGGUUCAACGUCUGCAUGCUGACAUCCCAAAUGAACGGGGUCUUCACCGUAUACGGCUGCUCCAUCCACAUACCAGGCGUCGGUGAUCUCCAAAACCAAAUCCCUUGGUUCGUGCAGACAUUUUGCCCGGCAAUCAGUAUAUUCCUAUCGUUCUUCAGUGUCGAGUCUCCGCGGUGGCUCCUCCUUCGCAACCGCCAGCAAGAAUGUCUGGCGGGGCUUGAACGCCUACGGUGCCUCCCCAUGAGUAACGCAUACGUUGCGGAAGAAUAUCACGGCAUGACAACCCAGGUCGAACAAACAGAUAGCAGCUAUCUCACUAUCGUAAAAGAAACCUUCUUCGUCCGCUCAAACCUCCGCCGCGUCCAACUCACCAUAAUCGCCUACAUCCUAGCGCAGAUGUCAGGAGCCAAUUCAAUUACCAAUUAUCUACCUACCAUAUACGGUCUGAUUGGAAUAACCGGCUCUGGGGUAAAGGUUUACUCAACAGGCCUCUACGCUAUGGCCAAAGUAAUAUGUUGCAUCGCCGCAUCCCUCGUCCUUGUCGAUGUAAUCGGGCGACGCAAGUCAAUGAUGACGGGCGUCUGUAUCCAAACUGUCUGUCACGCCUACCUAGCGGGGUAUCUUGAUUCUUACCUAAAGACACCAGAAAGCGUGAGUAAGGGAGCAUCCGAUGCCGCCAUUGCAGCAGUCUUCAUUCACGCCCUCGGCUGGGCAAUAGGGCUGUACAGUCUCCCAUAUCUCUUCGGCGCGGAGCUGUGGCCAAACCGGAUUCGAUCGUUUGGAGGCGCCCUAUCGCAAGGGUUUCACUGGCUGUUUUACUUCGCUAUUACGAAGGCAACGCCGGCUCUGUUAGAGAGUACACAUCAAUGGGGGGCUUUUGUGCUCUUUGCGGCGUUCUGUGUGAUUGCGUUGGUGUAUGCCUACUUCUUCGUUCCUGAGACAAGCGGGCUAAGCCUGGAGGAGAUUGAUAUGAUUUUUGAGCGACCGGUUUACCGGCUUGCGCAGCCACUUAUUCGGGAGGAUGAAGCGGAAGUCAAGUAG